UGAUAUUUUUUUUUCUUUUUUAAUUUGAAUAGCACCGCGAGUUAUUUAGAAAAUGAAGUCGUAUCUUUCCCGAUAUGGAUGGAGUUUUAGUUGAUUCAGUACAUGUGACAUAGAAUAUGUGGGUGACAGUCUCCAAAAAUAGAUACAAGAAAAGUUUUUUUCAUGCAUUUAACUAUCAGAUGGCGCCAUUUGAAUCAGUUCUCGAUGUAAAUAGGAGGCGUCACCGUGUCAGCUGUUAUCAGUGAAACAGUAGCAACAAAUGUUGUCAUUUCGUGUUUAUUUGUGUCAAAACGAAGAAGAGUCUCAGCUGUUUUAUAUGCCCUAAUUUAAAUGACGUACCUAACAGAAGACUAACUGAUGAUUUAUUUGUGGAAGUAGAGCUACGCUAUCAAGGCAUAAGAUGGUGACAUUUAAUAAGUACUUAUAUUUCAUAUUCAGAACUCGUGUUUCAAGCAGCGCAGUUUUCUUGUCACGAUUUUAUGCAAGACAGCAUUAUGUGAGAAAUGCUAAGGCUCAUUUGAAUGCGAAAGAAUCGGGCCGCUUGCCAUCUGACUGCUAUGCACAAGGCAAAUACUUGAUAUUUGUUAAUCAGCUUAAAAGCUUAUUAGUGAAUAGAGAAGAAAGGCACACAUUGAAACUGAUAUCUUACGAUGAAGUUUUGAAGUUGGGUAUCAAAGCUGAAGAACAUUCGAUACUCCUCAGCAGUGGAACCGAGGAUUGGAUAUUUGCUGUGGCGAUUUCGACAGCAGCCAAAGAGAGAGCUAAGGAUAUUGAAUCAGAAGUAGCUGGGAAGUUCAUACCAUUUAGGACGUCACUUUUUACUCUCACCCCUACAGAAUCAGCAAUAUCAUCGAAGGCUUUAGCUCUCCUAAAAUGGAAUGAAGAGUUUAAUUUUUGCAGUUCUUGUGGUCAGGAACUGAUUCCUGCACCUGCAAGGACACAGAAGAAAUGUGUUUCGUGCCAUAAAUCUCACUAUCCAGCAGUAAAUCCUGUUGGAAUAACUUUGGUCAGAACUUACAACAACAGCAAAAUUUUACUAGUACGUCAACAUUCACACCCACCUGGAAUGUAUACGUGCAUAGCAGGCUUCGUUGAAACAGGUGAGUCCAUUGAAGAAAAUAUUAGAAGAGAAGUAGCCGAGGAAGUAGGUAUUGCAGUAGAAGCCAUACAGUAUGUUAGCUCUCAACACUGGGCUUUUCCAAUAAAUAGCCUCAUGAUUGGUUGCACUGCAGCUGCAGAAGAACAGAUGCUCUCCAUUGAUCAUGAAGAAUUGGAAGAUGCCAAGUGGUUUACACCAGACCAAGUUAGAAAUGCUGUGCAGCGUGUAACUCAGAAAAACAAGGAAGUUUUAAAAAAUUCAAGUGAAAUUUGGAUUCCACCUCCAGGUGCUUUGGCCCAUACUUUAAUAACACAUUGGUUGCAAACACAUGAACAAUGAACCAUUUGGAUUCUUAUGGGCCACCUGAAAUGUUUUCAACCUUCUUGUUUUAAAUACUUCAGUUUAUGUUGAACUAUGGUAUAUUUUUUGCCAGCAUGCAUACGGUGUAUAGAGAAAAUAGAUUUUGUUGAGGAGUACAGAAAAAAAAUGAUAAUAUUGGGACAAUGCUAAAUUAAAAUUACAAUAUCUUUA
Molecule: messenger RNA, 1630 nt
Organism: Schistocerca serialis cubense
Lineage: Eukaryota; Metazoa; Arthropoda; Insecta; Orthoptera; Acrididae
Product: NAD(P)H pyrophosphatase NUDT13, mitochondrial-like
Exons: 6
Coding region: 401-1438 (345 amino acids)
Molecular function (GO): hydrolase activity
Source: RefSeq, a predicted model, not a curated record